This is a messenger RNA of Lactuca sativa (garden lettuce), 1399 nucleotides long. Its product is annotated as S-adenosyl-L-methionine:benzoic acid/salicylic acid carboxyl methyltransferase 3. The record is from RefSeq and is a predicted model, not a curated record. NCBI's taxonomy places the organism in Eukaryota, Viridiplantae, Streptophyta, Magnoliopsida, Asterales, Asteraceae. Gene Ontology annotation, molecular function: methyltransferase activity.
AUGUACUUAUUGACUUGCGAAUUUUUCGAUACGCCUAUCUAUAACAACAAAAUCAAGGCUAUACAGAAAGUGAUUAAGACGUUUUAUUCACUUACCGUAUGCCUAUUUAAACACAUAAAAUGAAGGCCAAAGACAAAGAAAAGAUAGCCAUGGAAGUACAAAACAUCCUACACAUGAAUACUGGCGAUGGGGAUUCAAGCUAUGCAUGCAACUCGUUUCUUCAGGAAACAGCCAUGUGGAAAACGCUUCCGGUUUUAAGGCAUACAAUCAAGUUUAUGGCUAAUAAUGACAUCAUCUUUAAUACUCAGUGUUUCAAGGUAGCUGAUUUGGGGUGCUCCUCUAGCAUAAAUUCACUAUUGGUUGCAUCCACCAUUAUUGAUAUGGUUCACGACCUUUGUGAAGAAACUAAGCAUAAAUCACCGCAGUUUGAAGUGUGCUUAAAUGACCUGUUCGGAAAUGAUUUCAAUACCAUAUUCAAAAUGCUACCCGAGUUUUAUUCCAACCUUAAGAAGAAGAAGAAGAAGCGAGAACAUUUUGGCCAUUGUUUUGUUUCAGCUACACCUGGUUCAUUUUACCGUAGACUCUUUCCUAACAAAAGUUUGCACCUUAUUCACUCCAUGUACGCUCUUCAUUGGCUUUCUCAGGUACCUGAAGGCAUUGAAAACAACAAAUCUAAUAUAUACAUGUCCAAAUCAAGUCCACCAAAUGUGUUGGAAGCAUAUCAGAAGAAAUUUGAUACAGAUUUCCGGAAGUUUUUACAAAUGCGUUCUGAGGAAUUAGUACAAGGUGGAUGCAUGGUGUUAACAUUUGUCGGCCGGAGUAUUGCUGAUCCAACCAUUGAUGACUGUUGCAUUAUCUGGAAGCUACUAGCCCAAUCACUUCACGACAUACUCAAAGAGGGACUGAUCCAAGAAUCAGACAUUAAGUCAUUCAAUAUGCCAUACUAUAAUCCAUGUGAAGAUGAAGUUAGGAACAUUAUUCAGAAUGAGGGGUCGUUUUCUCUUGAUAUGUUGAAUGUUUUUCAAGUCAACUGGGAUCCACAUGAUACAGAUUAUAUAAGUACGAAGGAUUUUGAUGUGCCUAGCCAUAUCCACGGGGAAAAUGCAGCAAAAGCUCUGAGAGCUGUUAUGGAACCAUUGUUGACCUCUCAUUUCGGAAAUUCCAUAAUAGACAUCUUAUUCGACAAGUUUAAGAAGCAUGUGUCACUACAGCUUGCUAAGAAAAAAAUAAGAUACUAUAAUAUAGUCGUUUCAUUGUCUAGAAAAUGAAAAAUUCACGUGCUCAAGUUGCUCUCGUGCAGUUGUUUUCAGUUUUAGUUCUUCCAUUGUAAUCUUAAUGAAACCUUUACAAAGGUUCAUUUAUAUUGGCUUUUGUUGCCUUCAUGUUUCUUUAGGUGUUA